Molecule: messenger RNA, 426 nt
Organism: Melitaea cinxia (Glanville fritillary)
Lineage: Eukaryota; Metazoa; Arthropoda; Insecta; Lepidoptera; Nymphalidae
Exons: 3
Coding region: 1-426 (141 amino acids)
Source: RefSeq, a predicted model, not a curated record
AUGACCGAAGUGGGCGACGUCGUCGAUGUUAUAUCCAUCGAUUAUCAAACUGUUUACGCGGGGACUCCAGUGUGCGACAUCAUUUACUUUAUAGUUUUGAGUACAGACGAAGAGUUCAGAAAGCAAUAUUUCGAUGAGUUAUUGGCUCACUACUACACGAAGUUAGAGGAAGCUCUGAAGAGGCUGUCGGUGGAUCCAUCAGAAGUCUAUCCAAGAGACAAAUAUAACAGCGAUAUAAAGAAGAUUCUACCAUUUGCAGUUGUAUUAGGAGCAACAGUAUUACCAUUAAUGACAGCUGAAUCGGAAAAUGUUCCACAAGUUGGUGGUGACCACGACAUCAACGAUUUCAUUCUGACACCAAACGAACUGUGUGCUCAGAGAUUCAGAGGAAUAGUCAACGAUUGUAUUAAGUGGGGUGUUCUUUAA